GACAACAGAGGAGGCCGGCGGAGCGUCAGGGUCGACAAUGGGGGAGUGCGGGGUGCCCGCCGGUGUCCAGUUGCUGCUCCGCGCCUGCGAUCAGGGCGAUUGUGAAUGCGCCCGGCAGCUACUGCUGGGACCCCCGGCGGCCGCUGAAGAGGCGGCGACCGCGGCGGAACCCGGCAGCUGCGCGUCUGGCGGGGCCGGGGCUGCGGCGGACGUGCCUCCCGGCUCGGUGCCCGUGGACGGCACUGACGAGGCGGGCAACACGGGGCUGCAGUUCGCGGCGGCUGGCGGCCAUGAGGAGCUGGUGGGCUUUCUGCUGCGGAGGGGGGCCUCGGUGCAGAGUCGGAACCACUGCGGCUGGAGCCCCCUUAUGCAAGCGGCCAGGUUUGGACAUCUAACUGUGGCUCGCAUCUUGCUGGAAAACAGUGCUGACCUUAAUGCACAGAAUAAAUUGGGAGCCAGUGUACUUACUGUGGCCGCUCGGGGAGGCCAUAUCAGUGUGGUUAAAUUGUUGCUGGAAUCUGGAGCUUAUGUAGACAAUUAUGACCACUUAAGUACUUGCUUGGACAACAAUAAAGAGGAAUUGCCAGCUAUCACCCCCCUCAUGGCAGCUGUCCAGCAUGGGCAUGAGGCAGUGGUCCAUCUUCUGUUGGACUGGGGAGCUGAUAGUAAUUACACCGUGAAGACUAUAGGCUGGACUCCCCUGAUGUUGGCGGCUGUUAGUGGACGAGUGAGUUUGGCCCAACAGCUUAUGAACAAAGGAGCCAGUCCUGAUCAUUUGAAUGUGCUGCAUAAAACACCAUACGAAUUAGCUGUUGACUUCAAAUAUGAAGAUAUGAAGGAUUAUCUGGCGCCUUUAACAACAGUUCGACCCCAGGCAGAUAAACAAAAGAGACAACCUGAUAUCUUCCAUGCUUUGAAAAUGGGGAACUUCCAGCUGGUUAAAGAGAUUACUGACGAAGACCCAGCACAAGCCAAUGUUAUUAAUGAUGAUGGUGCUACCCCACUGAUGAUUGCAGCUGUAACUGGACAAUUGUCCCUUGUACAGCUACUUGUUUCAAGAAAUGUGGAUAUUGACAAACAAGAUAAUGUCCACGGUUGGACAGCACUAAUGCAGGCCACGUAUCAUGGAAAUAAAGACGUUGUUAAGUAUUUAUUAAAUCAAGGAGCUGAUGUCAACCUGCGUGCUAAAAAUGGAUAUACGGCCUUUGACCUGAUAAUGCUGCUGAGUGACCCAGAUGCAGAACUUGUGCGUUUGCUAGCAUCAGCCUGCAUGCAAGUAGACAAGGAAAAGAGUAAGCAGAGCAGCAAAGCAACGGUGCCCUCUACCAGAAAUAAGCAAUCUGUAGAUAUCCCAGUGUUGCCUGAUGACAAGGGAGGAUUGAAGUCAUGGUGGAGCAGGAUGUCCAAUAGAUUUCGCAAGCUGAAGUUGACCCAAACUUUCAAUCAUGGAUUUUCCAUAAAUCCAUCCGUGCCUUUUCCAGAAGAGUCAACGUCACCAUUUGAAUGUACAAUGAAGGCCACAUUACAAAGUGAUAACUCUGUAACUCAUGAUGGCACUACAGCGUGGGCAACAAAGAGCAAGUCCAAUGGGAUUGGCAGCAGUAAGGCAGGAAAGGAUGAUGAAUUAUUGACAACAGUGUUAAGAAGUGGGGCUCCAUUUACAAGGCUGCCUAAUGACAAACUGAAAGCUGUCAUUCCACCUUUUUUGCCUCCUUCGAGUUUUGAGCUGUGGAAUUCUGACAGGAUACCCAACAAAGAUGGCAGCAGAGAGCAAACAAGGCUUGGCCAUCCACACAGAGCUACCAGUUACGAUAGUAACGGCAAUGGAAGUUCCGACAAAGCAUCCUUAAACAGAGGUACUAGGCCCAUUAAACUGUCAGCCUUUGCAAGAAGACCUCCUACCCCCUCCAACUCAAUCAACUUCAACCAUUCUCCCCACUCUUCUGGUGGAUCCAACAGCAUAGGAGUUAACAGACAUGGUGGAGAAAUGCAUAAUAAAUCAGGUGGCAGUGCCGAUAGCGUUUUGUCUCAAAUUGCAGCUCAAAGGAAAAAAGCUGCUGGUAUACCUGAACAGAAACUAAGCCCACAGCAAAUGCCAGUAGUCUCGGCUCCUUCACCCUCUCCUCCUGAUAUGGAAAAUGUACAAAUCAUUGGCAAUGGGCACAUUCUAAAGAAAUUGGAUGUGAACAAAAAGCCUCCAUCUGAGAAUUCUUCUACUUCUAAGAGCACAUCCCCGACUCUCACACCAUCACCAUCGCCAUCCCUGUGCCCCAAGGUCCAAAGUGCAGAGUCCUCUCUCUCCUCCUCUCACAGACAAGGGAGAAGUAGUGGUGGUUCCAGCAGUGGAACUCUUACUGAUGAAGAUGAACUCACAGGCAUCCUUAAAAAACUUUCGCUUGAGAAGUAUCAGCCUAUUUUUGAAGAGCAGGAGGUGGAUAUGGAAGCUUUUCUCACACUUACGGAUGGUGAUUUGAAGGAAUUGGGAAUUAAAACUGAUGGUUCUAGACAACAAAUCCUGGCAGCUAUUUCUGAGUUGAAUGCUGGAAAGGGACGAGAGAGAAAAAUUUUACAGGAGACCAUACAUAACUUUCAUUCUUCCUUUGAAAGCAGCGUUAGCAACACAGGCCCUGGAAAACCUCAGUCACCUGGAUGCUGGGUAAGACCACAGGAACUUUCACCUACUAAGAGGUAGUCUUUGAACCAAGAUGAACCUACUGCUAUGAAAUCUGGAGCAGAGAUGACUGACUGCAGGUGUCCUUGAAGAAAAAGUAUCAAACAGACCUUUACAACAACAUCUCAUUACAGAAUAUGAUGGGAAGGAGCUCUGCUAUUAAUGUUAUAUCCUUCAUUUUGCAAAGUAGACUUGGCUUUAAUGAAGCUGUUCACAGAGCUGAAAUCAAUUUCACAUUUAGGUUGUUUGAUAGUUUGAAGGCUGUGGAAGACUGUCAAGAAUGAAAAGUAAUGCAAGAAGAUGUAUGGAUCAUUUUAUAGAAGUGCAGGAAUGACAAUCAUAUGGAAUCUGUGUAGGCACAGCCAAGAAAAAGAGCACUGAGGAAUGAGUCACCGAAGUGUCUACAACUUAUUGGAGUCUGUGAAGUGAUUAUACAUAAUAUGGUAAUGCAGCAAAUGGAAGAAUCUAAAUUUAAAAGAAACUGCAUUGGUUCUGUGAGAAGAAAUCAAGUGCACUGAGGCCUAUUGCCAUGCUACUGAAUUGUGCCUAAAGCAUGUUGUUCAUUAAGUAGCAAGUACAAUUUGUAUUGAUGAACAUUUAAAUAAUUUUUUUUCUAA
This is a messenger RNA of Elgaria multicarinata webbii, 3288 nucleotides long. RefSeq names its product ankyrin repeat and sterile alpha motif domain containing 6 (gene ANKS6). Gene Ontology annotation, cellular component: cytoplasm; nucleus. Gene Ontology annotation, biological process: innate immune response. The transcript is spliced from 16 exons. NCBI's taxonomy places the organism in Eukaryota, Metazoa, Chordata, Lepidosauria, Squamata, Anguidae. The record is from RefSeq and is a predicted model, not a curated record. The coding region runs from base 38 to 2692 and encodes 884 amino acids. Gene Ontology annotation, molecular function: protein binding.